Molecule: messenger RNA, 1995 nt
Organism: Erythranthe guttata (spotted monkey flower)
Lineage: Eukaryota; Viridiplantae; Streptophyta; Magnoliopsida; Lamiales; Phrymaceae
Source: RefSeq, a predicted model, not a curated record
AUGUAUGAGGUCUUGGUCUUUGAACUACUAUGUAAUAAGUUUUUGCGUGGUGGACUUUGUGUUCGUCGUUCAAAAGAAGUCAUUCUCGUCUGCUCGACGUCAAUCGCCGCCUUGAAUUACCUGUCCAAAUCGAAUAGACUCGAUGAUGCCAAAAACAUGAUGGAUGAAGAUGAUUCGAAAUGCCUCAAGAUGUCUAGUUCUAUUGUGUUGUUGUUUAGAUAUGGUGCAUUUUGUUCGAUCACAGAUUUUACAACAGGGAUGAGUUUUUCCAAUCUUGUGCAUUUUGUUUGUUCAAGAUGGAAUUCUUUAAGUGUUGAUAACCUGUCAUUAUCGUACUCUGUUCCUGAGAUUGGUGUUUUUUCAAUCAACGAUGAUGAAGAUGUAAAAGGGUUAUUUAUUAUUGUGGAACAAUGGUCGAUUCAGAGGAUUGAAAUUGUUGUGAAGCAAGUUCAUGCAUCUCUUGGUACGUCUGAUACUAGUUACAGCUCUAUGGUAGGUUCGUCGAGUGUGUUACCUGUUGCUGCAAUUGAAGCAGCAGUUAAUCCCCCAUGCAACACAUUAUGUUCCAUUGCGCCCAUAAAGACUUUGCUUAGCUCACAUUGGAUAAAUCUGAUAACCGAUGUUGGACAAGUUUUCCGUGGGGGACGUUCAGAAUUUAGAAUAUGUUUGGCUAAGUUUGCGUAUGGGCUUGGAUUUGGAUUCGAAUUUAUCAAAAACGAUACGAAGAGAGUGACUGCAGUUUGUAAGCUUAAACAGGAGAAAAAUUGUUUGUGGAGAAUUCAUGCUACAAUUCAACCUUCAACCGAAUAUUGUAUUAUUCGCACAUAUGAGAAACAUCAUACGUGUGAGUCAGCAUUUAGUGCUGUCAAGAAGGUUAAAAUGUGCGUUAAGCUCGUAGCUGAUUUAAUCGUGGAGGACAUUCGGAAUAAGCCGUUGCUGUGUGCUAACGACGUUAUUCAUGACGCCAAAAAGAAUUAUGGGAUUGAUAUUGACUACAAUACAGCAUGGAGAGCUAUAGAAUCUAGUCGGAGUUUUGUGUUUGGAGACGAUGGAAUAUCUUAUUCGUACCUGAAAGUGUAUUUUGAAGAAGUUGGGCAUUGCAAUCCAGACAGUGUGUUUCACCUGGAAGUUGAUGAGAAGCAUAACUCGUUUAAUCGUUGUUUCUUCAGUUUUGGUGCUUGUCUUUCCGGAUUUAAGUUUUGCCGUCCGAUUCGUUUUUUGGAUGGAACAUUUCUGAAGAGUAGAUACAAAGGUAUUCUUUUGAGCGCCAUGGCGAAAGAUGCAAGAAAUGGUCUUUAUCCAGUGGCAUUUGCCGUUGUGCGUGAGGAAAAUGAUUCAAACUGGAAUUAUUUCAUGGAACAUUUAAAAUGUUGCAUUAGCUCAGAUCGUGUUUUGACAUUCGUAUCCGAUCGGCAGCACGGUAUCUUGGAAGCUGUUAAAAAUAUUUUCCCUAAUUGUUACCAUGCAUUCUGCUUGUUGCAUUUAGAGAAUAAUUUGAGGUAUAAGUUGAGUGGAAUGAGCUCUAGUUAUAGAGAUGUUUUAGUUAGUCAGUUGAUAGCAUGCGCGUAUGCUCCCACUAAGGAAAUCUUUCAUGAGAAACUUCAGAAAUUCAAAAUUGAUGGUUCAUGGAAAGUUGUUGAUUUUUUGUCAGAUUUGCCUUUUAAAAAUUGGGCAAAUGCGUAUUUUGAGGGGCAUAGGUAUGGUGAGCUGUAUUCAAAUGCUGUGGAAUCAUGGAAUGAACGUGCAUAUGUCGGGAUUGGCAGUUUAAAGGAUUCCCUUAUUGUCAUGUGGCUGUGGUUCUCAAGAAUAUCCCCGUUGGUGAAAGAUAUGGUUGAGCAGCCACCUGUUGGACCUCCAGUUUGCCAGACAAGACGUGGAAGACCAAAAAAGAAUAGGAUUCCAUCUCAUGGUGAGAAUAUCAAGAAGAAGAUCAAGUGUGGAAGAUGUAAAGAGAUUGGUCAUCACAACAAGAAGACUUGCAACAAAGCUAUUUGA